GGAGCCGCUGAGCUCUGUGUCUGUGCGCUGCAGCCCGCAUGACUGCUGCUCUAUGUCGACGAAGCUUUUGGACACACACACACACACACACACACACACUCAACCUGUCUGACCGGGACUUUGAUUUCUGUGGACGUGUCGGUGUAAUGUCGCCGCUGCUGAGGACGCGCAGCUGAACGUGAAUCUCGUGGAUCCAGCCUGUGGAGAGGAGAGGUGAACAGCACCUUGCAUCCAGCCAUGGGAGGUCAGAUCACCAGAAACAACUUCUACGAUUCUCUGAACGGCCCAUUUCCAGUCACAUCCCACCGAUGCCACCACAGGCCAAAGCGCUGCCUGCCCAUCCAGCCAUGCGGGAGUUUGUCUGCCUUCCCUCUGCUUUUCCACCCAAGCACCAAGGGCUCGCAGAUCGCCAUGGACAUGUCUCAGAGGACCGUGAAGAGACAGGGCAGCUUCUGUAACGCCAUCACCUUCAGCAACAGGCCUAUCGCUGUGUACGAGCAGGUUCGGCUAAAGAUCACUAAAAAGCAAUGCUGCUGGAGUGGUGCCUUGCGUCUUGGUUUCACUACCAAAGACCCGUCAAGGAUCAACCCGGACACCUUGCCGAAGUACGCCUGCCCCGACCUGGUGUCCCAGAGCGGCUUCUGGGCUAAAGCCCUGCCAGAAGAGCUUUCCAAUGAGGGAAACAUCAUCUCCUUCUGGGUCGACAAGAAAGGCAGGGUGUUCUACCGGAUCAAUGACUCCGUCCCAAUGCUGUUCUUCAGUGGGGUGCACGUCUCUGAACCUAUGUGGGCUCUUAUUGACGUCUACGGGCUCACAAGGGGGGUCCAGCUGCUAGACAGUGAGAUGGUCCCCCUGGACUGCAUGCGCCCUCAUUCUUUUGCUACCGCCCACCGGGCCUCCAUUCAGCGAAACAGUGAUGACCCUCGUCUCUCCAUCAGCCUGUGUGACCUCAGCCUACAGCAGCAGGAGGCACAUCUGGAGGAAGAUGACGAGGAAGAGGACCGGCUACAACCCUUAAGCUCCACCUCCUGCCAUGUGCCCCAAAACUCUCAAAACUCUCAGCAGUGCUCGCUGCUGCCCAGCCAUUUGGACACUGAUCUGCACUUCCACUCGGUGCAUGGUGUCCAUGUUACAACGCUUGAUAAGCACACAGUGGCCCGGCUCGAUCACCGUGGCGACGAGAGGACCCUGGUGUUCACCAGCCGCCCGAUGCGCUGCUCAGAGACUGUGUUUGUAAAGGUGAAAGCAGGUGUCACACGGCCAGGGUGUCUCUCUUACGGUGUGACAUCAUGUGACCCGGCCACCCUGAGGCAGAGUGACCUCCCAUCCAACCCAGAGUCGCUGGUUGACCGCAAGGAAUUCUCUGUGUGUAGAGUGGGGAUGCCACUACACAGUGGAGACAUCUUGGGCUUUGUAAUGAAUGCAGAAGGGGAGGUCAUGAUGAGCCAGAACGGCAUCAGUGCAGGGAUGCAGCUGUGUGUCGAUAACUCCAGGCCUUUGUGGAUGUUCUACGGUCUGCAUGGGACAGUCUCACAACUCAGGAUUUUAGGCUCAUCUUCACACCCAGACCUUCGAGGCCCAUCGGUUCCCAGCUCUCCAUCCUGCACACCUAACACCCCCACAGUGCUUUGCAGUGGAAACUCAGAUCACAACCUCAACAUGAACAUCAACCUCAAUUCAAGCCUCAAUGCCAACUACAACGCAGUCUUCUCUUCAUCCACAGGUACAACCCCAAGCUCUCCAUUCUCCAGCCAGCCAGAGUCACCAACCUUUCCGUCCAGCUCCGGCUCUUGGAGUGACGAAUGCACCAUUUGCUACGAGAAUGUGGUUGACACUGUCCUUUAUGCCUGUGGACACAUGUGUCUCUGCUAUGCCUGUGGCCUCAAGCUAAAGAAGAUGGCCAAUGCGUGCUGCCCCAUCUGCAGGAGGACAAUCAAAGACAUCAUCAAGACCUACAGGAGCACGUAGGACUGUGAUAGAAAACUUGUCAAAUAGUCAGGUUAAGCUCAAAAGUUUGUCAAAGCCAUUUUGGACUUUUUAAAAAGAGAGACGCAGCACAAGCGAAACUCACGCUAGUUUCUGUGUGCGAUCUGGCUCAGGUACUCUACAGCAGGACUUUAACUCCAUCAUUUAAACAUUUUAUCUCGGUUAUAUCGAAGGUACAUCCUUGAAAAGCUCACGUUAGUUCCUACCUUUGACUCGCAAUGACAUUCAUCAACCCAUUAAGAAAUCAGUGUGAUCAUUAGAAACCAAAUAUGUGCUACUUCAAUGACAAUAAGGACCAAACACAUCAGACUUUGACUCACUGUAGUAUUAUUAUCCAGGGACUUGGGAUCUGUGUGUCUGUGAAAAGAGAAAGUAAUCCAAAGAGACAUUUGACCUACUUACCGCAGAGUAAAGGCAUGGUAGCUCAUGCACAAAGGCCGGCAAAUGACCAUCAUCCGCUGAAGCAAAAUUCGUAUCUUGCCGUGCUGAAUGUGGGCAAUGCCAAGUGGGGUCAAGAGAAGCUUUACUGGUCAAAGUUUACCAACUCUAUACUUUCUUUGCAGCUAUUUGAAUUUUCUUUGCUUACAGAUGCACCUUUUCAUUGGUCCCUUUGGUCGCCAUGGAAGAGAACAAACAAAUAUUCACCAAUGUUGGUUUCUGAAGAACGCAAGUUGUCCAGGCUGCAGAAAAUAACAAGGAAAUGAAUGUGUGGUUUCAAUAGUUACUACACAUCUGCUUGUCAAAGAUUACUGGGUUAAAAGUGUUGUUAAGAGUAGAAACAAUGUCUCUCUUAAUCUGAACGACAGCCAAGAAAAUAUCUUUUGUUUGACUUUUCCUGAAUGUUUCCAAAAGGGCAAUGAAGAAUGAAUUAAAGGAUAACAAAGUUAAUAUUCUCCACACUUCCAAAAUAAGCCAUUUUUGAAUGCAGAUAAUAUUCCCCUCCGACAUAUAAAACACAGUAAAAUGCCAAAACCUGAAAGGGUAACUAAAUCCUUAAAGUAUGUGGAAUAAAGGAAGUGCAUUUUCUUUGUAAUAUAUUUUUUUGGAGGAUAACUAGCUGACUGCUGCAGUAGUCCUAUAAACUUCAAGCAGGGUGAGAUUUUGCUAAGAGUGAAAAAGUGUUGUCACCAUAGAAGGUCACGCUUCCAGCUGAAUGAGCAUGAGAAUUUGUGAUGAGGGAGCGAGGGAGGAGGUCGGAGAGAGGAUGUCGUAUGUUUGGGAUGGAGAUGGGGAAGGAAGGGCCACCUUUGUUAUGCAUCUGCGCAUAGUCUCACACGAAGAAGUGGUGGCUGACUCGUACAAACUAGAUACAUCAGAAGUUUGUGUGAAAGCCUGUAAAAUGUGGGACUUGAACAGGUUUGUAUGUUCCAAUGCUUGGCAGACAUCCUGGGUGUCUCUGGCUGCUCAGUGAGCCUUCUGGAUGCUGUAAUUGGAAAAAAAUCAUUGAGAAAAAAAACAAAAAACAUUGGUGGGCAGAGGAGUAUUUUUAAAAUGCUGAAAUAGCACACAGGGAUAUGAAAUCAACCUUGUUCUCAUUGUAAGGAAUCUAUAAAACACUGAGCCACAGAUGGCUUGGCAUCUUCAGGUUACACACGUCUUUCAUAUGUACAAUAAAUAAGAAUUUCUGCUUUCAUUUGUAUUUCAUUUCACAGUGGAAAUUUACCCAUGUGCAGUCAGUGACAAGGCUGUAGCUUGUUAUUGUAGGACAUUGAAAGAAUUUCUUUGCAUAUCAGUCACUCAUCAGUGCUGCUCUCUGUCAGUAAAAGCAUACUCCAAGGACGUUUUCAGUUGACUAAUCUUAUGCAUUAUGUACUGCUUUUGAAUCGUUAAGAAGCUAUUUUCAGUUGUUAUUUUGGCCUUGCCGAACACUACUCAGUAAUCUGUAAAGUAGUACAUGCUGAUUUGUUCUUUUCAAGGUGUUGAAGCCUGUCAUCUCGCCACUUUAGAGGUAAAAUUUGCAGUUAUGUUGUACAUUUGUUUGGGUAACAGUAAGUUUCCAUAUGUGCCUUUUGAAAAAGAGAAGUCUGGACAAGAUCUGGUCUGCUAGGCUCCUCACCGAGAACUAGGAAAAAACACUGAGGUUCGCAAUCAACUAAAAGUCACUCUUAUGUGGUUGUGAUGUGAGCUGGCAUAACCACAUAACCUACCAACACAGAGCUGUCAUGUUUGACGAUGAAAGUACUGCCUUGUCCCCUCAGUCACUGCAUUUUAUAAUACUGGAAUUUUGUUGCUUUGCCUUUACAGUUAUACCUGUUAGGAUUUUCCUCAGACCAAAUCUGACUUGGCAUAUGAAAAUUGCGCAAGAUUUUUGAUAGAAAAUGGUAUUGAUGAGUGUAAUAUCACUUGUACAUUAUGAGGUUUAUUUAUUUUGUCAAUGCUACUAUAAAGAAUUAUCACUGUUUGUUUGAUACGUAAGGCUUAAGUGUCCAAAAAAGUAGGACUUUUCUCUACUCUAUUGUUGCAUAGUUAAAAGUUAUAGAACAGUUUAUACCCCUUUAAGGCUUAGCAAAUCUGUCAGCUUAUUUUCACUGAAAGGAAUAGUUUGACAAAUUGGAAAAUAUGAUUCAUUACCAGCUGGAGUGGAGAGAAUGUAACUCAUUAUUGUCAUGCUGCGUGCACUUAACUGCAACAGUAUUUAUAUAUUGUAAAUAAUUAUGCAUUUUUCUGAUGGGAGGAUUUUAACUUUUGAUACAUUUUGUUGUUUUAUGUUAGUAGCCUACUUUUACAUUUUAAACACAGGACUUUUAGCCUACUUGUAGUGAAGUAUUUUCGUAUCGUGGUAUAAGUGUACUACUUGUACUCAGAGUAAUUGAUAUUUUUAUUGUGUUGAGUAACCAUUUGAUAGCAGUGUGACAAUGUUAAAGGUAUACAUCUGCACCUGAAUCAGCUAUCUUUACUCAAAACAACAAGUAAGACUAACUAGCUAAUAAUGUGGAGCAUCUGCUAGCUAAAGAGCAAGAUAUUUCUCUGGAGAGUUGGAAUAAAAAAUAAAUCUUGCAGAGAGUUAAUAUUGAGCUUAAAUUCAUCAGAAGGAAGAACAAGACACAAAAAAGUGCAUUAAUGACACUCUGUUUCUACAACUUGUGUUAAAAUUAAAGAAUUUCUUGCUAACAAGUUUGCUAAAUCAAUUUAAAAAGGCAGUGAAUGUUGGUGUUUAGUUCACAACGUCUGUCCAGAAAAAUAUCAGCAAAUUCAAGUAAAGGUUGUAUCAAGAAUCUUGCUUCUUCCAACACUUUCACCUUCAUAUCUUUCCGCCAACUACGAAGCUAAACUGCCGGCUAACGUAAAUUAAGCUAACAGGUCGGUACAAAGGGUACUAGUCCUUCCAAAGCGCUCAAUCAAUUACUUCCUGGAGUCUCUGUUGCCUGUCAACGGGUCUCUGCGGACAUUUUUUUUUGUUCAUUUCUUCAUUUAAGCCUCCUGUUAUGUUCCUUUCUCUGGAACAGCAAAAAUGUUCCUGGGUCAAUUUGACCCGGGGCAUAGUCAAUUAUCCAAAAGUGUCAGAACCCAAAAAAUCCCAAUGCAAUUUUUUUUUUAAAUCUAAUUUUUAACUUCAUUACUAACCAUUUAAAUCAAGAUUUGGUCCAUUGGUGUUCUUUAAUUCUCACAGAUCAUGGUUCAAUGAGGAUAACUCACUCGUUUUUCAUUCAAAUUCAUGUUAAAACUUUUUUUAAAUGUAGUUUUACAUGAUGUAUAUUUUUGUUUAUUUUAUUUUAAAUUUAAUUUUUUUUUAUUUUUAUGAAGUGAUAUUGAUAAAUUAACAUGAUUCGUCUUCUGUCACAUGCUGCCCAGAUUUUUAUGCUGCAUUUCGCAGGUUUGGAAGGCAUAUAUUGCCUAAAAUAUACUUUUAAAAGGGUCAAUUUGACCCACAACAUAACAGGAGGUUUAAAGCAGUUCAUUUUCUUACUUUUUUAAAAAAACAUAAAAGUGAGAUAUAACCUCUGAAUGACCAAUACAAACAGGAACUUAAAAUUAUGCCGUUACCUUUGAACAGAUGACAUCUGCAUCCUGUUUACUGAUUUUAUGUUAGCUAACCAAAUGCUGGAUGUGGAAACUAACUGGACAAAUAAGAGAGUGGUCCUUUCCCUCAAAUUCUCUACCAUAAAGCAAAUAAGAAUAUUUCCCAAGGUGUCAAACUACUGUAAGCUCAUGUGCUAAGAUAUGGUGUUACAUGGUAGUAAAAUGUAUUGGCAUACUAUUAGUCAUAUUUUAUUUGUCCUGCUUGUACAUAUUUAAAUUCUAUCAUGAAUUUGUGUGGAGUCGUUUUAAUUAGCCUGAAAGCCUGUUUUUCAAAUGUGACCAAUUAUUUGCAGUCACUGUGUAUGACAGACAAGAAAAACAAAUAAGAACUCCAGUGUCCUGAGGUUGGGAUUUCUAAUGGUUGUUGAAACUCUAAAAGAUAAAUUAUGUUCAGUUGGUUAAAUAAAGUUGAAGUCUGAA
This is a messenger RNA of Notolabrus celidotus (New Zealand spotty), 6426 nucleotides long. RefSeq names its product neuralized E3 ubiquitin protein ligase 1Ab (gene neurl1ab). Gene Ontology annotation, molecular function: ubiquitin protein ligase activity. Gene Ontology annotation, biological process: negative regulation of Notch signaling pathway; nervous system development. NCBI's taxonomy places the organism in Eukaryota, Metazoa, Chordata, Actinopteri, Labriformes, Labridae. The record is from RefSeq and is a predicted model, not a curated record. Gene Ontology annotation, cellular component: postsynaptic density; plasma membrane.